AUCACCGCAUCCAUGUGAUAUCGCACGUUCCUCGUCUCCUCAUUCCUGUUCAUUCCACUCGUCUUUUAUCAGCGAAGACAACGUUCGAUCACGCCGUUAUCGACUUUCAGCACGCUCGGCUUCCAACACCGAUCAUCGAUCGUCCAUCAAAGAAUUACCCCAAGGAUCGAAGAUGCAUAGAUUACCUACUGUAUUGAGAGGAGCUGCUCUGCGUCAGCUGCAGGCACGUACUUAUGCCAAAGACGUGCGUUUUGGGGCUGAAGUUCGUGCCUUGAUGUUGCAAGGUGUAGAUAUUUUAGCAGACGCCGUUGCCGUAACAAUGGGCCCUAAAGGACGUAACGUUAUUCUGGAGCAGAGCUGGGGAAGCCCAAAAAUCACAAAGGACGGCGUGACUGUAGCAAAGGGUAUUGAAUUAAAGGACAAGUUUCAAAAUAUCGGAGCUAAGUUGGUACAGGAUGUAGCUAAUAAUACCAAUGAAGAAGCUGGAGACGGUACUACUACUGCAACCAUAUUAGCUAGAGCAAUAGCCAAAGAAGGAUUUGAAAAAAUCAGCAAAGGUGCCAAUCCCGUAGAAAUCAGACGAGGUGUAAUGUUAGCAGUAGAUAAAGUCAAAGAUGAAUUGAAAAUUCUGAGCAAACCUGUCACAACACCCGAAGAAAUCGCUCAAGUGGCAACGAUAUCCGCUAACGGUGACAAAGCCGUCGGUGACUUGAUCUCGGACGCUAUGAAGAAGGUCGGGAAGGAAGGUGUGAUCACUGUGAAAGAUGGCAAAACGCUCAUCGACGAACUUGAGGUCAUAGAGGGAAUGAAGUUUGACAGAGGUUACAUUUCUCCAUACUUUAUCAACUCCAGUAAAGGAGCCAAAAUCGAGUUCCAAGACGCGCUCCUUCUCUUUAGCGAGAAAAAGAUCUCUUCCGUUCAAAGCAUCAUACCCGCUUUGGAAUUGGCAAACUCACAACGCAAACCUCUUGUCAUAAUCGCUGAGGAUGUGGAUGGGGAAGCUUUAUCGACCCUUGUUGUUAAUCGUUUGAAAAUUGGGCUGCAAGUGGCUGCGGUUAAAGCUCCCGGUUUUGGUGACAAUAGAAAGGCCACUCUUCAAGAUAUGGCGAUAUCCACCGGUGGCAUUGUGUUCGGUGAUGACGCCAAUCUCAUCAAAUUAGAAGAUAUUCAGCAAAGCGACUUGGGUCAGGUGGGAGAAGUCAUCAUUACAAAGGACGACACUCUCAUCUUAAAAGGCAAGGGAAAAAAGAUUGAUGUCGAUAGAAGAGCUGAUCAAAUCAGGGAUCAAAUUGAAAACACCACAUCCGAUUAUGAAAAAGAGAAGCUGCAGGAACGUUUGGCAAGGUUAGCGUCAGGCGUCGCCGUCCUGAGAGUUGGCGGAAGCAGUGAGGUGGAAGUUAACGAAAAGAAAGACCGUGUACAUGAUGCGCUCAACGCCACUCGUGCCGCCGUCGAGGAAGGAAUCGUUCCCGGAGGUGGCACCGCAUUGUUGAGAUGCAUACCGAUAUUACAACAGCUUAAGGCUGUGAACGGUGAUCAAGAAACUGGAAUAAAGAUCGUGGCGAAUGCUUUGCGUAUGCCAUGCUUGCAGAUCGCGCAGAACGCCGGUGUUGAUGCCAGCGUGGUAGUGGCCAAAGUAAGCGAGGGCAAGCUAGGCUACGAUGCCCUUAAGAACGAGUACGUCGAUAUGAUCGAAAAGGGCAUCAUCGAUCCCACGAAAGUCGUACGAACAGCACUUACGGACGCUGCCGGUGUGGCAUCGUUGUUGACGACGGCAGAAGCAGUCGUCACCGAGAUACCUAAGGAGGAACCUCAACCACCGAUGGGUGGUAUGGGCGGUAUGGGUGGAAUGGGUGGAAUGGGUGGUAUGGGUGGCAUGAUGUAAAAAGUAAAACACAAAGACUGAGAAAGACAGCCCAUGAGUUACACUCUUGUUUGUAAUGAAAUGCGAUUGUACUAUGCUACAUUGUUUAAAAAACUUUAAACAUCAAUUUUGUUCAAACGGAAUAAAAUAGAUGUCCGUACUAUCUCGUACAAUUUGUACUUCGAUCGAAACAUUACAGGCGAUAAAAUACCACUCGUGUAGUAUGAAGCUAUUUUUAUGAAAAACCAUUUCUACUUAUUUUGUUUUACGAAUCUGUAAUGUUAUGAGAAUCUAUUUAUAUGAAAAACGCUUGAUUUU
Messenger RNA from Mycetomoellerius zeteki, 2182 nucleotides. RefSeq names its product 60 kDa heat shock protein, mitochondrial. Gene Ontology annotation, biological process: protein refolding. Gene Ontology annotation, molecular function: ATP-dependent protein folding chaperone; ATP binding. The record is from RefSeq and is a predicted model, not a curated record. Bases 173 to 1885 code for a protein of 570 amino acids. The transcript has 5 exons. NCBI's taxonomy places the organism in Eukaryota, Metazoa, Arthropoda, Insecta, Hymenoptera, Formicidae.